Myxocyprinus asiaticus (Chinese sucker) is the source of this 1729-nucleotide messenger RNA. Its product is annotated as hepatocyte nuclear factor 1-alpha-like. The record is from RefSeq and is a predicted model, not a curated record. The transcript has 10 exons. Gene Ontology annotation, biological process: liver development; pancreas development; regulation of transcription by RNA polymerase II. Gene Ontology annotation, cellular component: nucleus. Bases 1 to 1701 code for a protein of 566 amino acids. Gene Ontology annotation, molecular function: RNA polymerase II cis-regulatory region sequence-specific DNA binding; DNA-binding transcription factor activity, RNA polymerase II-specific. NCBI's taxonomy places the organism in Eukaryota, Metazoa, Chordata, Actinopteri, Cypriniformes, Catostomidae.
AUGGAUGGAGGAGAUGACAGGAGAGCUGGCGGAGAACGAAGCAGCCAACUGUCGGCCUUGCAAGAGCAGCUGGUCUGGUCUCUACUGGGCUCAGGGUUAUCGAAAGAACUGCUGAUCCAGGCCAUGGGAGAUCUGGAGAGAGAGCGGGCUUCAGCUGGCAUGGAGAGAGCAGAUCGGGCCGAUGGGGAGAGCUCGGAGGAGGGUGAGAUGGACAAUCCACCUCCCAUAUUCCGUGAGCUGGAGAAGCUGCCACCGGAGGAGAAGGCGAGACAGAGAGGUCAAGUUGACCAUCUGUUGCAAGAGGAUCCUUGGCAUGUAGCUAAAAUGGUGAAGAGCUACAUGCAGCAGCACAAUCUACCCCAGAGAGAGGUGGUAGAGUCCACCGGUCUCAACCAAUCACAUCUCUCCCAGCACCUCAACAAGGGCACGCCCAUGAAGAAUCAAAAACGUGCCACGCUGUAUAGCUGGUACAUCAAGAAACAGGCAGAGAUUAGCCAACAAUUCACCAACGCCAGUCGAGGUGUUGUGUCAGGAGAGGAAUCUGGGGAGGAUGGCCGAAAAGGACGGAGAAAUCGAUUCAAAUGGGGCCCUGCCUCCCAGAAAAUCCUUUUCCAGGCUUAUGAACGACAGAAGAACCCCAGUAAAGAGGAGAGGGAGGGAUUGGUGGAGGAGUGCAACAGAGCAGAGUGUCUACAAAGGGGAGUGUCUCCUUCUCAGCUAGCUGGUCUGGGCUAUAAUCUGGUGACAGAGGUACGCGUUUAUAAUUGGUUCGCCAAUCGGCGCAAGGAGGAGGCAUUUCGCCACAAACUGGCACUGGACACAGCUUACAACAGCCAAUCAGCACCCUCCACAGGCCAGACUCUACCAUCCAGUCCUUCACCAGGUCUGAAGUACAAUCAGUCAGUGUUGUGUGAGAAUUUGGGCACAAUAAGAAGCUCCAAUGGUGAAGACAGUGGUGGUGGAGGUCGUCUCGGAGCCAGUCCAAUCCAGCUAGAACCCAGCCAUACACUCUUGGACACACACCACAACAAACCAGCUUCAGGAGGGGGUUCCUUACCUCCUGUUAGUACUCUCACUUCUUUGCAUGGAGUGUCAGGAUCCUCGGCUCCCCAUCAAGGACUGAUUAUGGCCUCGCUACCAAGUGUAAUGAGUCUGGGGGACUCCUCACUUCUCAUAGGCUUGACAUCCUCCCAAACACAGACAGUCCCUGUGAUCAACAAUAUGGGGGGUGGGUUUACUACCCUCCAGCCAAUCUCGUUUCAGCAGCAGCUUCAUACCGGACCUCAGCAGCCAAUAGCACAGCAGCUUCAGAGUCACAUUGGCCCUAGCUCAUUCAUGGCAACAAUGGCCCAGUUGCCAGAAAGUCACAUGUACAGCAAGGCAGACCUGACCUGUUACCCCUCCUCUAGUCUCCUGUCCCAGGCUAUGGUCAUUGCAGACAGCAACAGCAUUGGAAUGCUGACCAACCUCACAGCUGUUCGCCAGAUUCUCGCCUCAGAUCCCGAGGAUCACACAGACACUCCCACUGAAGAGGAGUCUUUACACCUGCAAUCCACUUCUCCAGAGCCAGAGUCUUUGGGCAGUUUGGAGCUCUACCCUCAGACGCAGACGAGCGAGACCCAUCCUUCUCACCUGCUCUCCUCUUCACCAGGGGACAUAGACCCUUACAUCCCUACACAGAUGCUCUCUACUGCACAAUAGCUGCAGGUACGGAUGGCAAUCCCAUCUC